ACACCGACGUCAUCAAAGCGCGACUGUGUUGCUCUUGUCCUUCACGUCGCCUCUCCGUUUCAAUCGUUACAAAAGUGUAGUAUGGAUAAUAUAUGAAGCUAAUUUUCUUUGUCUUAAUGGAGUGACGGAGGAUAGAGGAGAGAAAAAAGUCGGAAAAAAGGAUUUAUUUCGCUUAUUUUCAGCUUUUUAAUCUGUGUUCAGGGAUGGCAGCUCCAAACUCUGCAGAGAGGAAAGCCUGCAGGGAUGCAAGGGAUCAGCUCUGGCAAUGUUUGGAUAAAAACAAUGACAGGCUUGAAUCCUGUCAGAAGUUCCAGGCUGACUUUGAGGCCAGAUGUCCAGCUCAGUGGGUGAAGUAUUUCACUAAGAGGAGAGACUUCCUAAAAUACAAAGAGAAGAUGCAGACCGAGGGAUUCACACCAGCUGGAGGCCCACGCGAAAACUCCUAACUGGAAAACUAUAGAUGGACUUUUACCCAAACCGUGCAGGACCCUGUGUGCAGUUAGCUUUAUUUAUUUGUUAAAAAUAAAUACUUGGAAAAAAUAUUUUGACUUAUUUUCUAAGACAUACUAAAUAUCUUGUAAUGUUUUCUGUCCAAAAUGGUCUUAAGGUUAAAUUAUUAUCAACGGAAACCAUCAGUCUGUUUAACUAGUUUUCAGUAUCGGAUCAAGUGUUUUGUUUUUGAAUAAAUCAAAUCAGCCCAGAGAUUAAUUUUUUUUUUUUUUAUGGCUUUUAUUGUCGUACAUGAAUGUAUAUUUUUUUGGAUGGGUAGGGGUGACCUUUCAGGAAUAAGCAGCUGAUUUAAAAAUGUUACAGGUCAUAUAAAACAACCAAAAACACAUUGAGUUUAUAUUACAAAUCGGUGUGUAUUUACAAAGGAUCGUGGCCCCUCCAGGGUCAAAGGUCAUUGCAGGGUUCCUAUACUGCCUGGAAUGAAUUGUGGAUCAAGUAAAACUGUUGAUUAAUUUUUAAUGCAGUCGUUACUUUUAUCUGAAUUUCUGAAAUAAAGCUGAACAGUUAGGAUUGAGAAUUGAAGAAUUGGAAACCAGGAAAAAAAUGUGUCCUGUAAAAACACGAAGGAACCCUGCAGAGAUCUAUAAACCACAAAGAAAACUGUAGGCAUCACAUCCAGACUUCACUAAGGCUUCUACUUUUAAUGCAGUAGUACAAAACAACAAAUUACAUGUAAAUUAUUGUAUUUUCUGUAAAAAAUAUAAAGCAUAUCUUCUGCAUUUAUGCUCAGUACAAUGAGGGUUUUGCACAAACCUUGACCUAGAGAGUUAUUGUGAUUUGAUGGCUGAUUAAAACAAAACUAUUGCACAAUACA
Messenger RNA from Cyprinodon tularosa, 1324 nucleotides. Its product is annotated as cytochrome c oxidase assembly factor 6 homolog. Lineage: Eukaryota; Metazoa; Chordata; Actinopteri; Cyprinodontiformes; Cyprinodontidae. Bases 204 to 446 code for a protein of 80 amino acids. The record is from RefSeq and is a predicted model, not a curated record. Gene Ontology annotation, biological process: respiratory chain complex IV assembly. Gene Ontology annotation, cellular component: respiratory chain complex IV; mitochondrion. The transcript is spliced from 3 exons.